AUGUCGUCCCUCGCAUUGUCUCCUCUUCUCACGACGCUUGCCUCGACGACGUCGAUAAGUAACUGCACUGCUUGGCGUUCGCGCAAUAGUUUGUUUGACAGAGUAAGUUUGUUUUGUGAGCAGAGGGUGUUUCCCAGCAUCCAAAUGGCAAAGCCUGCGAGAGGACUAUACCAACUUCCAACCUACUUCAAAUCAAACAUUUCCUGCUCACUUGCACAACCAGAGACAAUGCAAGUUGUUCAAGAAAUAAUCGCCAAGCAACUCUCUCUAGAACAAAGCGCAGUGAUCCCUCAAACAAAAUUUUCAGAAUUAGGAGCUGAUUCUCUCGACACCGUUGAGAUCAUGAUGGCUUUGGAAGAGAAGUUCGGAGUCUCCAUCGGAGAAGGCGGAGCCGAGGGCAUCUCAACGGUUCAAGACGCUGCCGAUCUGAUUGAGAAAGUCAAGACAUCCUCUGCAAGUUAAACCAAACUGCAACAUAUCCCAGUAAUUUUGCAUUUGAGUUUGUUAUGUUUUGUUCA
This is a messenger RNA of Cucurbita pepo subsp. pepo (vegetable marrow), 518 nucleotides long. Its product is annotated as acyl carrier protein 1, chloroplastic-like. Gene Ontology annotation, biological process: fatty acid biosynthetic process. NCBI's taxonomy places the organism in Eukaryota, Viridiplantae, Streptophyta, Magnoliopsida, Cucurbitales, Cucurbitaceae. Gene Ontology annotation, molecular function: acyl carrier activity. The record is from RefSeq and is a predicted model, not a curated record.